UCCAGGAUAGCUCCUAUUGCUCCUAUGUAGGUACUGCAGGGCAAUCAUUUCUUAUUACAAUUAAUUUGGUAAUUCACAAAGGCCGACUCCAUUCAUUUACAAAUGCACUGCAGGCGACACAGAAUGCACGCGCGCGCAUUGUCACCAACAUUAACUAGACUUAAUUAACAUUCAAAUAGUUAGUUUAUAGUUUUCACAAGUUAGUUAAAUAAAAUAUGGAGGAAACUGAAGACAAAGCUGUUUUAGGAAAAUGGACAUUUGAGGACGCCUUAGAUGUGAGCGGUUGCGGCAAAUACAACUAUGGUUUGCUGACAGUGUGCUGUCUGCUGAUCUUGGGGAUGUACAUAGACAUCUUCGGGUUGUCCGUGCUGCUGCCGAGUGUCUCCUGCGACUUGAAUCUUACGACCAGAGAGCAGGGGAUCCUGUCCGCUAUACCGUUGGUAGGUGUCAUGGUAUCAUCGUACGCCUGGGGCCUAUGCGCCGACACGCUGGGUCGACGUAGGACCAUGACCAUCGCUAUGCCUAUCGGCCUAUUCUUCAACCUGGUGACCAGCAUCGCUCCCAACUUCAAAAGUCUCUGCUUGCUGAAGUUCUUGUCUGCUGGAUUCUCUUCGUCGGCAAACGCCGCUGCUUUCGUAUUGCUCGGGGAGACAGUGCCAUUGAAGUAUCGAAAUCGCUUCAUGUUCCUCAUGGCCAGCGCUACCAUGGUGGGGCAACUUUUCAUAUGUCUACCAGCUCUACCAAUCUUCUCCCUGAAAUUCCACAUCACCGUACCCUGGUUAGCCAUGGAGUACCGGCCCUGGAGGUUGCUGAUGCAGAUCCUGUGUCUCCCUGGGCUGAUCGGCAUCUUUGGCCUGAUCGUGCUGGAAGAAAGCCCUAAAUUCCUCCUCAGCAAGGGCCUGGAGGAUAGGGCUUUGGAAGUGUUGAAGCAAAUGUAUCAUUAUAAUACCGGAUUAGACAAUGAUAAGUACCCAGUGCAAACUCUGUGCCUUGAAAAGUCGGAAGCAACUGCCAGCGCCAACUCCUCCUUCCUGCGUCACAUGUGGAACCAGACGGCGCCGCUGUUCAAGCCUCCGCUGCUGAAAAACUCCCUCAUGCUGUACUUCAUCCUGCUUUGUGCUUACAUGACGUCAACUGGGUUCACCAUGUGGGUGCCGACAAUGACCAAUGCAUACUUUAAUGGCGACGAUACUUCAGGCAAGACGUUUUGUGAGGUUCUUACGUCCUCCAUCAUAGCUACCAGGCAUUCAUCAAGAUACUCUAACUAUACAUCCAUCGUAAGGGACUGCGACCAGGUCAUAAAACCUCUGACACUGUACGCCGUGAUGGUCUACUCCGGCCUCUGUGGCACACUCAACCUCCUGCUCACGUUCAUAGUCGGGCCCCUAGGGAAGAAGAGGACAACGCUACUCGUGUUCACGGUCUGCAUCAUCAGUGGGAUCGUCCUGAUGUUCAUAAGAGUGCCGAUGUUAAGCAUCCUGAUGUUUUAUGUGUUCCCGUACGUGGCGCUAAUAUUGGGGAACAUUAACAGCUAUUUGGUUGAGCUGAACCCGACUUAUUUGCGAGGCAUGGCGACGUGCCUGUCAGUGGUGGUGGCGCGAGGCUUCGGCUUCGUGAGUGUACAGCUGAUAGGCUUGCUGCUGCUCGAACACUGCGAGCCCAUGAUAACCGGGUACAUCGUACUAGUCUUACUUGGUCUGAUAACAGCUUGUUUUCUACCACCUGACGUUAAAGGAUGCAGCAAAACUUCACGUACACCAUGUGACAACAUCGCCAUUAAACAAGAUAAGAAGAAGAAGAAUAAAAUCAAAGGUUACAUACAAACUGCAAAGUUACCGGAAGCACACGAUGAAAUGAAGGUUACUCUUUAGUAGUAGCAUAGAUUUGAGCUUUUCGAGAGAUAAAAUUUUAAGAAUAUCCUGUGAGAUUAUUUUAGUAUACCUACCUCUAACCACGGAAAUAAUAGUAUAGCGCUUUCUCUACUUCCAUACAAACCAAUCACAGACGAAACUAUGUUUUCAUAUUAAACGAAUGUUUUUGAAAACAUUAUUGAACUGAAAUACGAAUAGUUUUUGAAUACAUGUUUGGUAGUUGACUCAAAAUUAUUAUCGCUCACUGAGAUUUUUAUCUCUUUCGUUUGUAUGGUAUUACGUAACAAAGAGAGAGAGCGUUAUACUAACUUCUUUCCGUGGAUAGAGUACCUAUAGUUAGAUAUUUACAAAGUAGCUACUUCAAAUUGGAUGUCAUUUAUUUACUACCUCGCAGAUUUAUUAAAGUUAUUGAAUUUUU
Maniola jurtina (meadow brown) is the source of this 2289-nucleotide messenger RNA. Its product is annotated as putative transporter svop-1. Gene Ontology annotation, molecular function: transmembrane transporter activity. Gene Ontology annotation, biological process: transmembrane transport. NCBI's taxonomy places the organism in Eukaryota, Metazoa, Arthropoda, Insecta, Lepidoptera, Nymphalidae. The transcript has 10 exons. The record is from RefSeq and is a predicted model, not a curated record. Bases 216 to 1871 code for a protein of 551 amino acids.